GUGGGGCCCAGCACGGAGCACAGACGUAUCCGCCCCGCGGAUGGCGGCGGGGCGCUCGCUAGCUGGCUCCGGGAACCGCGCCGUGCAUUCGCCGCCUACUUCGCCCUCAUCGCCGCCUCACGGGACGGCGAGACGUGGCCGUUCGCUCGACGACUGUUCCCUGAUCGAAUCGUCGGCCCUCGAGCCGAAAUCUCUCGGGACGCCACGCGCUGCAGUCGCUGUUUCCCAGACCAGCAGCCGCUAGGCCGUAGCUGCGUGGCAGGCCUACCGGCACAAACCCCUACAAAACUCUUCCAAGAUCGCAUUCUGCUCAAAAAGCUCCGACCUUUACCCCCACCGCACCAAUCCGGCCAUGUUGCGGAAUCCGGCGAAGGGUCUUCUUUCUCCGCCGUUUGCAGAGCCGGAGGAGCACCUGCGGUGCCCUCGGUGCGACUCCACCGACACCAAGUUCUGCUACUUCAACAAUUACAACCUCUCGCAGCCGCGCCACUUCUGCAAGAGCUGCCGGCGAUACUGGACCAAAGGCGGCGCCCUCCGCAACGUCCCCGUCGGCGGCGGAACCCACAAGAACUCCAAGCGCUCCACCUCCUCCUCUGUUCCCAAUUCCAAACGCCACCACCGCGCAAAAGCGGAGCUGAUCUCCGUCCUCUACCCGUCGCUCGACGUCGACCCUCGCCUGAUUGGUGGCGUGCCAAAUUAUGCGAGCACAUCCGCUGUCGGCGCUCAUGGGCCGGAGUUGCAGAGCUCGAUUGGUGACGCCGCCUUCGAGAGCAUGUCGUUGCAGGCGGCGCUGUCAAACUGCAACAACUUCUGGGGGUUCCAAGUUGAUUCUGAGUGCCGGGAUGGAGCGUGGCCUGAUCUCUCCACCUACAUCAAUCCUGGCUCUGGUUUGCAGUGAGAAAGAAGAAGGUUUAGCUCACAUUUCUGUUUACAGAUUCCUGCUUUCUUUCUGGAAUAGUUAGCAUAGAGGAUCUGAAAUAACUGGUAAUCAAUUGGCCUUUAGUUUUGUUUCUGAGCUGCAGUUCAUGUGGAAGUGUUGGAUGAGCUUGGAAGUUUUGCAGAUUAAGGUUGAUCUUGAUACCAAGUGAUUGAUCUUAACUAGCUUUUCUAGUUGUUUUUUUUUCUGUUCUCUUUUCUGAAUUCUUGAUCUUUUGAAAGAAGAAGAGUGUUUGAUCUUCUCCUGCAGAAUGGUUUGCUUCA
Zingiber officinale is the source of this 1200-nucleotide messenger RNA. RefSeq names its product dof zinc finger protein DOF3.1-like. The transcript has a single exon. The record is from RefSeq and is a predicted model, not a curated record. Gene Ontology annotation, molecular function: DNA-binding transcription factor activity; DNA binding. Lineage: Eukaryota; Viridiplantae; Streptophyta; Magnoliopsida; Zingiberales; Zingiberaceae. The coding region runs from base 353 to 898 and encodes 181 amino acids. Gene Ontology annotation, biological process: regulation of DNA-templated transcription.